UCAGGUCUGAAAUCGAAACAGACCAAUGAUUGAUGUUCGGCAACUGAGUGGAUUCUUACAAUCACGUCCGGCUUUGUGCGGCCUGUCAAUGCCUCUAGGUUGCUGAUUUUGGCCGCCAGCAGGGAAAGCAAUUGCAGCGCGUCCUGAAUAGAAACGAAUUUUCCAAAUCAUCCGGAGAACUGGUCCAGCAUGUAUCCGUUUCACCUCACCUCAGUGCGUUGGUCCAUUUUCUCCUUAUCGGACUCGUACUUUUCCAAAUAGACCCUAAUGGUUGCACCGACGGACCCAGUGCCUGAAAAUUGUUGAUCCUCAAAUGCCGUCAACAGGAAAGGGAAAGGAAACUUCAGUUAAUACCAGAAAGCCUCCACACGAUGCGGGACCCAUCGGAAAAGAUGUAUCGAAUGCCUUGUUUGCUCGAGACACUUCCAUCAACCGGAUCCUGCACGAAUGAACCCAUUUUUCCUGAUUCUCUUCCCGAGCUGCGUUUUUAACCUUGUACUCGAAGUCGUCUGCUCUCACGAUAGGGUAAGUUGCGAGUUCAGGGCUGAUACUCGACUGAUCAAUGCCUCCCGCCUAACCCCCCAGCAUGACGCAAUGCGAUUAUUGAACAGAUCAUUGCAAUGUCCGCUACCUGGAUUUUGCUUGCAAGCUCCCUAAGAUUCGCCAUCAUCUUCUCGGCUGGCCCUGACUCGCAUCCCUCAUAGUCGUAUCGACUGUAGUAGUUGCGGCCGUACGUGGACCAGUGCUCCCUCACGAUGUGUUCGACCGAGAGGAACUUGGCCGUAUUCUGCACAAAUUUGUCGAUGGCGGCUUUUCAUUGCUGCAGUGAACGCGCUUUUGCACCUGGUUCUUAAAGGCCAGAAUCGAAAGCCAUGCCCUGUCAUAGAGCACGCAAAGAAAAAGAAUGUCAAGAUACUCGUCUCACUUACAGGACCGCCCAGAUGCCGUCCUUUUCGCGGAUGUGGUCACUUCCGGUCCCAAAAGACUCCUCACCACAAAUCGACAGCCUUCCAGCAUCCAUCAAGUUGCCAAAGAACUUCCAGCCAGUCGGCGUCUCGUACAUGGCCAAACCUGAAAGUCAGCAUCGCUUCUUAUUAUCUUCUUAGCACACACGCUGUCUGACCCAUCUUUUCUGCGACGCGGUCCAGUGCACCCGAGGUCGGCAUUGAGCGAGAAACCUGGAAAACGAAGGGAAGGAGUAGGCAAUCUGUCGUCCCACAAUAAUUGCCUACUCCUUUCAGGCCGCUCUUGAAGUACGGAAUCGAUGCUGAAGCCAAAGAUGCAAUGACUGCAACGCUAUCCGAAGGAGUGACGAAGAAGCCCUUUCCGAGAAUCAUGUUCCGGUCACAGUCGCCAUCACUAACCAGGCAGUAAUGGCAAAUGCAGCCAGAUUAAUCAAGUAAGACCACGUCUUCUUGUUGCCUGCGUACCCUGCGGCUCCAAAUUCCGGUGUUGAUUCUAUGAUGGAAUCCGGCUUGAGGACUUUCAUCACCUCUACAAGAUCGUGAGCAUACACCUGCAGGAAGAGGUAGGACGCUGUACCAGCGUGACGUCCUCUUGUGACGCGAUCUUACAAGGUUUGGGUCUGGGUGGCCUCCCCCAAAAUCCUCCUUCGGGUCGCAGUUCGUCAGACAUGAGCUCGGGAGACCAAGCUCUUCACAGAAGAUGCGUUUACCAUACGGGCCAGCGACACCGUGCAUUCCUGGCAAAAAAAGAGCUCUUCUCAUCCGACUCAGACUUGUGUGGGCGUCUCAGUAUUCUCGCCACUGACCAUCGUAGACCAUUGAGAAGUCAGGUCGUUUGACGAACGUCUGCAGCUUCGGGAAGUCGAAGAUGGUCUUCAGCAACGCGACAUAGUCUUCUGUUGGGUCUAUGACCUCGACCUGUCGAUGAAGGGGCAUAUGCAGACUCCCGGUUGCUAACCCACAUACCUCCACCGACUCACCUUGAAUUUCCCAGGCACCAGAUCGUAUGUCCCAAUUGCGUGCAAAUCGAAAGGCGGCAAGUCCACCUUGAGGUAGCGGGUGAUUCCUUUGCUCUUUCUGCCAGGAUAAGGGCACAUUAUUAUGGUUGUUCAUCUUCGACGUAGUGCGGCUGGCUCUUUCUCUUUCUCACUCGAAGACUUUGCCGGUGAGGGCCUCGAGGGCAGGCCCACCGUUGCUCGUGUUGUACUUGACACCGAAGUCGUUCUCUGGCCCUCCUGGAUUGUGAGAUGCAGUCAAGAUGAUCCCGCCAUACGCGAUGCCUUUCUCCCGCUCUCGAAUGAUAGCAGAAGCUGCCGGCGUCGAGCACAAACCGUCCUUCCCUGCGGCAAGUCAACGGCUGACCUUCCGAAACACAUCCCCCGGUGUCGGCACCGCGUACCUGUCCACACGGUCCCAACGCCGUUGCCAGCUGCAAUCUCACAUAUGAUGCGGAUGGCGUCCUUGUUGUAGAAGCGUCCGUCGCCGGAGACGAGAAUGGUACUACCUGCAGGUCACGCAUCCUAUUGCAAAACGUCCGUUCGCUGCAACCUUGCCUACCUUUCAGCUCGUCUGCAGGCAGGCUGUCGAAGAUCGACUGGAUGAAAUUAGGGAGGUAGUUGCCUUCCAUGAAUACCUGCACAGACACUCAUUGAUGACCACACACAGAUCUCACCCGGUGAGCAGCCUGAACCUUGGUUUUCUUCCGAAGUCCCGAUGUGCCGGGCUUCUGAACGAUGACAGCAGACUAACUUCUCAUGUUUGUCGACUCUUGGAACAAACCUGAUCAUUGUAGGGCGUCGUCUUGACUUCGAUGACUGACAUGAUCACGGAAAAGGGUCGUUCCGCCGGACAAAUCUAGC
Messenger RNA from Vitrella brassicaformis, 2824 nucleotides. The record is from the annotation of a GenBank genome assembly. NCBI's taxonomy places the organism in Eukaryota, Vitrellaceae.